AUGCCCCCUAAGCAGAUCAGUACCAGGGCCACAAAGGUCCACAGCGACUCAACCUAUGUGGAUUCGGAGCCUGAGCCUCAGCCUAUCAGCAAGCCUCGCAUUACCCUCAAGCGCGCCAAAGGUUCCCUCAACACGGGCGAAACCAACAUCCCAAUCCACACGCGCAGCGUGACCAAGAAGNNCUCUUCACAAGACCAGAUCUACAAAGAUCUUCUGUCACGUCCUGCCAACAACGAGCCCGUCACCAAGAAANNCAGCGUGUUUCUCCAAGACCUGCUCCACCAGCAGCUACCACUGGCAGAAGGUAAUUCAUAUGACUCACAAUCACCUCUUUCAGCUCAGUGUUUGCUAACUUCAUGGCUUAGCAACCAGGAUCUUUUCAACGACUACACAAAGAAUCUUGUGUCCCUGGAGAUUGACAAGCAAAUUGAGGCUUUGGACUUCUCUCAUGACAGUGGUCUUUCCGACAAAGCUCGUGUCUAUGCUAAGUACCUGUUCACUGCGCGUUACCAAGUCGAGCGCACCAAGAGCACUUGGUUGGAUCUGGCAAUGAAGAGAGUCGAUGCCAUGUCAAUGGCAGACCUCAGAACUGGUGGCAUUGAAACUGCAGUCAAGGCUGCUCUGAUUCAGGCUGUCGGCGAUGAGACCAAGAAUCAGGCCGUGAUGUUCGGUUCCAACGCCAGAGACAUCAUCAAGAUGCUCAGAAAGGAGGACUAA
This is a messenger RNA of Aureobasidium musti, 717 nucleotides long. NCBI's taxonomy places the organism in Eukaryota, Fungi, Ascomycota, Dothideomycetes, Dothideales, Saccotheciaceae. The record is from the annotation of a GenBank genome assembly.